UUUAAGACAAACACAUAAAUAUUAAAAUUGUUAAUUUGCUUCAUUAUAACUUUCCUCUCUUCCUCCUUUGACUGUCACCAAACCCCAUAACACAAGCUUCCUCAUCUCUUCUUCUCUUCUUCAUCCAUUUUUAUUUCAAUUUUCUCUCAUCUGUGUAAGUGUAGCUGCUCAUUUUCAACCAAUCUUACCUUGGAUAUUAUAUAUUGUUGUUCGUGAAUUGGAUCCUGUUAUUCAUUUUGAGUGCAAACGGUGGGUGGUUUUUUGGGCCUUGCUGAUAUUUUAAAAUGGCUUCAGUGGGUAUUGCUCCCACUUCUGGACUUAAAGACCCCGGUGGCAAUGUUGGUGCUAUUGAUAAGUUGCCUGAUGAGAUGAAUGAUAUGAAAAUUAGAGAAGACAAGGAAAUGGAAGCUGCUGUUGUUGAUGGUAAUGGAACAGAGACAGGUCAUAUAAUUGUCACGACAAUUGGUGGAAAGAAUGGACAAGCCAAGCAGACAGUGAGUUACAUGGCUGAGCGUAUUGUGGGACAAGGAUCCUUCGGAGUGGUGUUUCAGGCAAGGUGCUUGGAGACCGGUGAAACUGUUGCUAUAAAGAAAGUCCUUCAAGACAAGAGAUACAAGAACCGUGAGCUGCAAACAAUGCGUCUUUUGGAUCAUCCAAAUGUUACCUCUUUGAAGCAUUGUUUCUUUUCUACAACUGGAAAGGAUGAGCUCUAUCUUAACCUAGUGCUUGAGUUUGUCCCUGAAACUGUUCAUCGUGUCAUCAGACACUACAACAAGAUUAACCAGAGGAUGCCACUGAUAUUUGUAAAGCUUUACACAUACCAGAUUUGUCGAGCAUUGGCCUACAUUCACAGAACUAUUGGAGUAUGCCAUAGGGACAUAAAACCCCAAAACCUACUGGUCAACCCACAUACGCACCAAUUGAAGAUAUGCGACUUUGGAAGUGCUAAAGUCUUGGUGAAAGGAGAGCCAAAUAUAUCUUAUAUAUGUUCUAGAUACUAUCGUGCACCAGAAUUGAUAUUUGGAGCAACUGAGUACACAACUGCAAUUGACAUUUGGUCUGCUGGCUGUGUUCUUGCUGAACUGCUGCUUGGACAACCUUUAUUCCCUGGUGAGAGUGGAGUUGACCAGCUUGUGGAGAUUAUUAAGGUUUUGGGUACCCCUACAAGGGAAGAAAUAAAAUGUAUGAAUCCUAAUUACACUGAAUUCAAGUUCCCCCAAAUUAAAGCUCACCCAUGGCACAAGAUAUUUCACAAGCGCAUGCCCCCUGAGGCUGUGGAUCUUGUCUCAAGACUUCUGCAAUAUUCUCCUAACCUUCGGUGCACAGCUUUAGAUGCUAUAACUCAUCCGUUUUUUGAUGAGCUACGCGAUCCAAACUCUCGUUUGCCCAAUGGACGGCCCCUCCCCCCACUUUUCAAUUUCAAGGCUCAUGAAUUAAAAGGAGUUCCGGAAGAAACUUUGGUGAGGGUAGUUCCAGAACAUGCUAGAAAGCAAUGUGGAUUUCUUGGAUCAUGAUUUCGUGGUGCUUCAUGAUGAAAUGUUUCCGAUGCUUGAAGUAGAUAUAGCUAUGCAUAUUCAAGGGGGGAAUGUUUGGAGGUUAUAUUAAUUAACAUUAUUUCUCUUAUGUUCUCUGCUAACGUGCUGUUGUACACUCGUACUGAUGUGUUACUAUGUCAUUGCACAUUGAGAAGGUUCUGAUUAUUGUACACAGAACCUAAUGGGCGAUGAACUCUUCCUUGUUUGUAGAUGACUGUAGGUUGUAACUAUGUAUUGAACAAAAUCAUCAUUUUAUUCUUUCAUAUGCUUCACUUGCUUCA
Beta vulgaris subsp. vulgaris (sugar beet) is the source of this 1816-nucleotide messenger RNA. Its product is annotated as shaggy-related protein kinase NtK-1. The record is from RefSeq and is a predicted model, not a curated record. The transcript has 13 exons. Gene Ontology annotation, cellular component: cytoplasm. Gene Ontology annotation, molecular function: ATP binding; protein serine/threonine kinase activity. NCBI's taxonomy places the organism in Eukaryota, Viridiplantae, Streptophyta, Magnoliopsida, Caryophyllales, Amaranthaceae. Gene Ontology annotation, biological process: signal transduction; protein phosphorylation. The coding region runs from base 285 to 1514 and encodes 409 amino acids.